GAUUACGGGUUACUGAUUACGGGUUAAUUUCUCCUCCGAUUGGGGCCAUUUUUUGCAUUUCUGCCUAGGAUUGACUCGCGCUUACCCCCUUUACGCCACUAAUCAUUAUCAUGGGCGAAUAAUAUCUCAGAAUGUAGCCCCCAAGCCAAGGUUGCAUAUAUUCAUCGCGAUGCAUCUGAGACAGGCAGAAAGACUUCUAAAACGCCAUAUAAUCCAUAUCUUCACUUGUUAAGGUUGUAUGAUGGUAAGUUAAGAGAUAAUGAUAUGGCUGACCCUUUAAGCAUCACUGCCUCCGUCAUCGCAGUCGCCACUCUCGCGUAUCAGAGCCUCAAAUCUCUCAGCAACACCAUUUCCGCCCUUAAGCACGCACCAGAGAACCUUAAAGACCUUCGUAAUGAUCUCGACAUACUACAAAGUCUUCUUGAUUCCUUGCAGAAAGAACUCGGAAGUACCAAGAGCGUCAAUCAGACCCAAUCUUUGACAUUUGGAAGAUUGAAACCUGCAUUAGAUGAUUGCAAAGCGGCUUGUGACGGGUUCAAUGCUAAAUUAAUUCGACUCACUUCUCAUUCUGGUACCGAUCACGUCAACUGGUUCGAUAGGCUACGUCUGCAGUUUAAAGAAGAUGACAUCUUACUCUUCAAAGCCAAGUUAGCAAACUGCAAGCAGACCCUAGACAUCGCAUUAGGGGUAGCAACAAUAUCAACCAUUGGUCAGAAUCAAAGCAAGCUUCAAGAUCUCGAGACCCAAAUCGCGACGUCAGUGAGCAGCUUCACUGGCCAAAUAUGCGGCCUAGAAACCGCAGUUAGAUCAUUGUCGCUCGCCCCGUCGAAUGUCAAUCAAAUCGACAUGGCUUCUAUCAUUGCGAUUUUGGACGAUCAUGAUCGCAUGCUGAAGCAGUAUGUGAGCUUCUGUACUUCUGCCUUGACGGAGGUGAACGAGAGGACUGGCAAUAGCGUCAAAUACGCGCGGACAUUCGACGAAGCGCGGCAGUUCAUUGGCAAUAUGGGCGAUGUCGGGAGAGGCGGCCCGGCAACGAACGUGGAACAAGGGGAAGCUAGAGAUAGGUCAAGACAGGUUAUAGGGAACAUGUCAGGAGACGUCGCGAGGGACUUUCUCAGCUGAAGCCGCCAUACGUCCACAGUUUCAAUGCAAAUGUCAUUCUGGCUAGGU
Annulohypoxylon truncatum is the source of this 1170-nucleotide messenger RNA. RefSeq lists its product as uncharacterized. The coding region runs from base 265 to 1122 and encodes 285 amino acids. NCBI's taxonomy places the organism in Eukaryota, Fungi, Ascomycota, Sordariomycetes, Xylariales, Hypoxylaceae. The record is from RefSeq and is a predicted model, not a curated record. The transcript is spliced from 2 exons.